This is a messenger RNA of Lolium rigidum, 2034 nucleotides long. Its product is annotated as nascent polypeptide-associated complex subunit alpha, muscle-specific form-like. Gene Ontology annotation, molecular function: double-stranded DNA binding; nucleosomal DNA binding. The transcript has 2 exons. The record is from RefSeq and is a predicted model, not a curated record. Gene Ontology annotation, biological process: negative regulation of DNA recombination; regulation of DNA-templated transcription; nucleosome assembly. Gene Ontology annotation, cellular component: nucleosome; nucleolus; nucleus. The coding region runs from base 1 to 1707 and encodes 568 amino acids. NCBI's taxonomy places the organism in Eukaryota, Viridiplantae, Streptophyta, Magnoliopsida, Poales, Poaceae.
AUGCUGGCCAUCGCGCCGAUGGGAGAGUCUUCGUCGUCGACGCCGGCGGCGGAGGCCGCCGCACCGAACCGUCGGGAUCCCACGCCGGAUCACCCACCGUAUUCAUGGAUGAUCGGCGAGGCGAUCGCGGAGCUGGGCGAGGGCGGCGGCUCGGCGGAGGCCGCCAUCUCGGAGUUCAUCCGCGCCAGGCACCCCGGUGUCCCCGCCGCGCACGACCGGUUCCUCCGCCACUACCUCGCCAAGCACGUCGCCGAGGGCCUCUUCGUGCGCGCCGCGACCGGGCGGUACUCGCUCCCCCUCGACGACGACGACGACGAGCCCGAGACCGUGCUCGAGCUCGAGCUCGCGGAUGCGCCGCCACCGGCGACUGAGCCCAAGCGCGGACGGGGACGGCCGCGGAGGGAUGGCUCGGCGCCGACGCCGACGCCGAAGCCGACGCCGAAGCCGGCGGCUGGCAACGAGGGAAGGAGCCAGUCGCCGUCCGCGGCGCCCAAGCGCCGGGGCCGGCCUCCGAAGGGUCGCCCGCAGGCGCCGGCGGUGGCUGCGCCGAGUGCUGGGUCUCCGGCCACAGAGGGCAAGCGCGGGCCUGGUCGACCCCGGAAGGAUGGCUCGACGCCGGCUGCCCGCAAGAAAGGGCGGAGCAAGUUGCCAUCCGCGACGACCAAGCGCGGCCGUGGACGCCCUCGCGUGCUGCCGCAGACCGCCACGGACAUGAAAGACAGCGUUGCUGGUCCAUCCACCACUGACAACAAUGAUGGGCAACAGCGGGAGCUGGCACUUGCGGUGGCCAACGACGGCUCUACCGCGCCGUCAGUCACGGGGGAGGAUGACAGCGGUAAGGCUCCUGUGCCGGAGCGCAGCACCCAGCCUUGCGAACUGGCGCUCGUGGAAGGUUCUGCUCUGACGCUAGCCGCCGACAAGGAGGAUGGUACCCAAGCUCCAUUACAAGGCUCUGUUCCGGCUCUGGUCGCUGACAAGGAGGAUGGUAUCCAAACUCCAUCAGAAGGCUCUGCUCUACCACUAGUCGCUGACAAGGAGGAUGGUACCCAAGCUCCAUCGGAAGGCUCUGCUCCAGCGCUAGUUGCUGACAAGGAGGAUAUCACCCAACCUCCAUUGGAAGGCUCUGCUUCGCUGCUUGUCGCUAACAACGAGCAUGGUACCCAAGCUCCAUUUGAGGGCUCAGAUCCGCUGCUGGUCGCUGACAAGGAGGAUGGCACCCAAGCUCCAUCAGACGGCCCUGCUCCACCACUAGUCGCUGACAAGGAGGAUGGUACCCAAACUCCAUUGAAAGGCUCUGCUCCGCUGCUAGUCGCCGACAAGGAUGACUUUACCGAACCUCUGUUCACGAAGCACAAGCGCGGUCGCCGGACUUGCAGGUCAGCGCCGGCGAAAGCCACUCACUCCCCUGCCUGGACAUCAAUUGCAGAAAACAUGGCCGGUAGCAAGGCUCUAUCUGCUCCGCCCAAGGGCAAUGACCGGCAGUGCAAACCCGCAUCUGUGCAGAUCAAGCCUCGGAAAAUGCUUUUGCUGAAUGCUGACCGACCAGUGCCGAUCAAGACUAGGAAAAUGCUUUUGCUAAAUGUUGACGAACCAGUGCCGAUCAAGCCUCAGAAAAUGCUUUUGCUGAAUGCUGACGAGGUACCAGAUCACCCGGGGUUCUGUGUGCUCGCAUUGCCUGCCCCGGUGCCGACUGCAACAAAAGCGUAGAAGCUCUGAAACUGGGCAUGGCAGCUCAUGAAGCCUCACAUAGGCUCAUCAUAGUUCGAAGAUAGCUUGUGUGUACGAAAGUUUAGGGGCUGUUCGAAUGGAGGAUAGUUAUUUUGGCAGCUUCAGUUUAUUCAAUUCUGAACUAAAUACCAGCCUCUAUCCACAAAGGGCUAAAUCUAAGACUGAAUGCAUAUGAAUCUCGUCAGAUAAUGUGGAAAAACAAUUUUUGCGGAUUUCUCAGUUGUAACUUGCUGAAACUCUCGUCUGCCUGAAUUUUUAUAAGUGUAGUAGAAUUACAGUGCCUUACAUUUGGGCCCACAAUUGAGA